UGUUGCACGAAUCUAUCCCAUCGACCUACAGAUAAAGGAUACUACAGAUACAGUUAAGUCGCCCUCAUAUCUUGACUUACAUCUAGAAAUUGACAAUGAGGGUCGGUUGAAAACAAAACUUUACGACAAAAGAGAUGAUUUCAGCUUCCCAAUUGUGAACUUUCCAUUUCUAUGUAGCAACAUUCCAGCAGCGCCUACAUACGGAUUAUGUAUCUCCCAAUUGAUACGAUAUUCCCGGGCUUGUAUUUCCUAUCAUGAUUUCCUUGAUAGAGGUUUGCUGCUCACUGGUUGGUCUUGUGUGGACGAGACGCACGUCUGGCGUAUUGAAUUUUAAGCCUAGUACCUUCUGCUAGCUAUUAUUCGUGUGUUUCUUUGUCCUAUAUGUUCUCCCAUUUAUUUGUAUUGUGGUCCUGUCAUGUGAUGUUGUCGUUUUGGUGUUGUGUUUGACGUUGCCAUAAAAGUGGGAGGUUUGGCAUGCCACAAAACCAGGUUCAACCCACCAUUUUUUUCUUAAAAUGUCCUAUACCAAGUCAGGAAAAUGGCCAUUGUUAUAUUAUAGUUCGUUUCUGUGUGUUUUACAUUUUAAUGUUGUGUUUUUGUUGUGUCGUUGUUCUCCUCUUAUAUUUGAUGCGUUUCCCUCAGUUUUAGUUUGUAACCCGGAUUUGUUUUUAACUCUAUCGAUUUAUGAGUUUCGAACAGCGGUAUAUUACUGUUGCCUUUAUUAAACCAAGAGUUCCAAAUGGUGAAGUUGAAAUCAUCUCUUCGUAAAUUUUACGGACGCCAUCACGAGUUGGUUGACCGUUAUGGAAUAAUCGUUUCACAGAUGAUAUCGGAUAUGUUCCUUAUGUCGUCACUACAAUACUCUUCCCUUUUCACGAAUGUGACUUACUGAAUUAGACUAUUUACCGGAUUUGUAAUUACAUAAGCAACACUACGGGUGCCACAUGUGGAGCAGGAUCUGCUUACCAUUCCGGAGCACCUGAGAUCACCCCCAGUUGUUGGUGGGGUUCGUGUUGCUAAGUCUUUAGUUUUCUAUGUUGUGUCAUCUGUACUAUUAUUUGUCUGUUUGUCUUUUUAUUUUUGGCCAUGGUGUUGUCAGUUUGUUUUCGAUCUAUGAGUUUGACUGUCCCUCUGGUAUCUUUCGUCCCUCUUUUAAAAGUAUACUAUUUGCAAAUUGGUUUAUGAUUGAAAUUUCAUUAUCAGUUUAAAUGAUAUCAAGUCUAUUUAAUAUUAAAAUAACUCCGUUAUAUUCAAUACAAAGACAGGGAGAUGUGGUGUAUGAUUACCAAUGGCAAAACUAUCUAUAGACCGAAAACGAAAGAUAAAUAAAAUCAGGCUACAGUACCACUUUCAACAAUUUAAAAAAAAAACCUGAACCAUAUUGUAAGCUUUAAAAGGCCCAAAACAACAAAAUGUUCAAAAAUUGAAAAAUUGGAUAACCAACGACCGCCUUAGUACUACACAAAUAAAAAAAUCAGAUAUGACAGACAAGAACACAUGGCAGACGUUGGGCAAAUUAGACUUAAUUGAACACUUUUCUCUGAUUUUUUGUUCUUCUCAACAAUAAAAAAUGUUUCAACUCACCAACGACAACCACUUUAUUUCAAGUAUAUAUCGUUGAAUACUACAUGUUUACAGUGGCGGAAUUAAACAUUCUCUCCUCACCUUGAACAAUUUUGUAACAACAUAAAAGAAGAACAAGCUGUACAUCAUUUCAAAAAGGACUGACUUAUCAGAUUUUAACGACGCACAAAACAACUAACACAAGAUAAAAGAUUCAACAAACCGAUCUAAGAGUCAGUCAUCAACAGAUUAUUCAAAGACGAUUACAAUUAAUUACAAUGUAACACAUCAGAAGGAAUUUAGAACAAGGACCAAUCAAUAUCAAAAGGACAAACUACACAAAAUACCGAUAUAACAGUCAAUCAAUAAUUGAAACCGACAUUGUGUAUUCUGUUUAUAUGGCUUUAGAUGAUUUAAGUUUUGUAUUUUGCUUCAAAUCAACUAAAAUUAAAUUUGUUUUGUUGGAUUGUUGGUAUCAACAGGUACUUAGACAAUAAUCCACUGGACUGUUCCAAAUGUGAAUUAAAAAAGUUCCAGGAAUUUCUGCGAAAUAAAAGAAAUAUGUAUGUUUCCGGUGCAUCGUGUGACAACAAACAAUUAAUUGAUCAUGACUUCACCAACUGCAAAGAAAUAACAACAGAACAUAGAGAAGAAACAUCAACUCUUCCCCAGCAGCAAACAAGCCUUAUUAUAACUAGUACAGAAAUAACAACAGAACAUAGAGAAGAAACAUCAACUCUUCCCCAGCAGCAAACAAGCCUUAUUAUAACUAGUACAGAAAUAACAACAGAACAUAGAGAAGAAACAUCAACUCUUCCCCAGCAGCAAACAAGCCUUAUUAUAACUAGUACAGAAAUAACAACAGAACAUAGAGAAGAAACAUCAACUCUUCCCCAGCAGCAAACAAGCCUUAUUAUAACUAGUACAGAAAUAACAACAGAACAUAGAGAAGAAACAUCAACUCUUCCCCAGCAGCAAACAAGCCUUAUUAUAACUAGUACAGAAACAACAGAAGCAUUUCCAUCUUUUGCUUCAACAGAUAAUCCAGCAAGUACAACUGAUAGCACUACAGGUAUAAUAAAUACAGAAGUUAUAAUUUUUAUUUCGAUUGGAUCUGGCUUUUUUCUCAUUCUCGGUUCCAGUGUCGUUUGCUUUUGUGUACAUAGGAGAUGUAAAAAAGCAAACAUAACCCGGAAUGUAGAAAUUGGUCGAAAUAUAGAUAACCGUGCAGCUCUGGAAAACCGUAAUGUUGAAAUGAACCGAAACAUUUCAACGGAAAGAGGAGGUGAUCACGAAUACACAGAAAUUAACGAACUUGAAAUGUCAGAUUUCGUCGCAUCACCAUCCGAACAACGUCCUCUUUCUGAUGACGAUACUACCUCAAGCGAUUCAUCAAUUGGGAUUAGGUUUAUAAGCGAUGGAUAUCUAAAUCCGUAUCAGGCAUUGCUGCCUGCACCGCAGCAGCCUGAAAACAUUUAUGAGGAGCCUGAUGAAGACAGUAAUCCAUUAGAGGAGAAUAGGACCUAUACAAAUUUAUAUGAAUCUUUGGAAUCUAAUAGGCGGGAGGAAUCCCAUCUAUAUGCCAGAUGCAUCAGUGAACAGUCGCUAGAAAUAAAGGAUGAACCAAUUUAAAAACAAACAAAAAACGACCAAAGAACAAAAGACAGUAGUAAAUAGUAUAAACAGUGAUAUUUUCACUUUUGAUAUCAACUGGUCAGUACAACUAGUGGAGACUAUUAGUCCCCCGCGUACCUUCGCCUCAUAAGUCAAUGCUUAGGUACUUUCAUGCUGUAUUGUAUGCCAUUCUCUUUUGAUAAAUUUCGGAAUAAUUAAGAAAAUAUGGUUCAAACUCCACCAAGCAAAGUUGUCCUAAGAUGGAUGUAGAUAUUAAUUUUAGGUCCUUUCUCAUCAUAGAGCUCUAAAAGUGAUCAGGUACAUUUGGUUCGGGAACACAGUUAUCGUCCUUUGAUUUUCGUUGUCUACUAAUAGAGUCCCUAGUGUGGACAGUUUAUAACUUGCUAAUUUUUUUCACAUACCUUUCAAAUUUAUUUCUUUAUAUUUUAUGCAAAAAAAAGUAAGUAGGGGGUGAUCUUACUUGUCUAAAAAGAUUGGGGCAUCGAUUUUUAGGUAAAAAUGUGAUUUGGUCCAGUUUGAAAAGGUCAAAAAUUAGUAUGUCUGAAGCUGUCAAACUGAUUUGCAGACCCCCUUAACAAAGAAUUGUUUAUAUUUUGAGUUAGAGCCGAUAGACUGUUCUAUAAUGUGGAUAUAAUGUGUCCCUAAAGUAGUAGACUACACUGUAAAAAAAUCUUUUUAGGAUAGAGCAGGUGCGAUUUUUUCAAUUUUCGUUUUUUGUCUAAAAGAAAUGCACUACGAAAUAACUGUAUUCUUAAACCACAUAUAAUCCCUUGACUGUCACCUUUUUUCGGCUUUGAUCAUUUUUCAUGAAGUUAAAUCAAGUAACUAGCUUCUGAUGCAUAUCAUAAUUUAUAUUGUGUUAAUCUAGUAUUCAAAAUCUUGAAACAGAAAUUGAAACUGGCCACAUAAAGUAGAACGUAAAAAGAUCAAAACAUAAAAAUGCACUUCAUGUCAUUCAAUAUUCUCCUACCCAUUUGUUAUGUCAAUUAUGGCCUGUUGAUACAAUUUGUAAUGCUUUUUUGUUAUUUAAUGUUUACUAAUUUAGUUUAUAUCUCGUAUCUCUAUUUUUGAUAUAUACCAGCUUUGAUAAGUGUUUGCUAUGACUAUAAAUGUUCACUUUUGUUCUCAUACUAUGAAUUUUGUAAAAAAAUAUUUCCAUUCUCCAUUUAUACUGUAUACCUUUCAACAAAAUUAUUUUCAUUUACCUGUCGACAUUAUUCUAUUUGGCGGCAUUUUGUUCAAGGUUAAGGUUUUUUUUCUGAAAUUGUUUAACAUCUAACCCCUUAUUUUAUUGAUUUUGUAUUUAGAUUGUGUCAUAGAUCAAAUUUAUUCGUUGUGUAUGUUCAAUUGUGUUUAUAUGUCUUUUGAUUGAGUUAAGCCAUUUCAAUUGAUAUUUUAUAGUGUCUUUCUAUGUUGUGAUGUUACACUUUUGUUCCAGAUAAGGGUAAAGGUUGGUACCUGUUAAAACGUUUAAACCUGCUGCAUUUGUUUGCACCUGUCCUAAGUCAGAAACCUGAUGUUCAGUAGUUGUUGUUUGUUGAUGUGGUUUCUCGUUAUUCGUUUUUUAUAUAGAUUAGACCGUUGGUUUAUCCGUUUGAAUGGUUUAACACUAGUCAUUGUUUGGGCUCCUUAUAGCUUGCUGUUCGGUGUGAGCCAAUGCUCAGUGUUGAAGACCGUACUUUGACCUAUAAUGGUUUACUUUUACAAAUUGUGACUUUGAUGGAGAGUUUUCUCAUUGGCACUCAUAUCACAUCUACUUAUAUCUAUCAGAAUGUCAAUUUGAAUUUUUGUCGGUUUAUAAAUAAUUGUAUACAGCUGUAUAUAAACAAUCUAGUGUUUAUUUAUGUAAUCAUGGUCAGAUAUGUAUUGUAUGGAAGCUUAUCACAUAUUGAAUUUGUCUGUUCUGUUUAAUAGUAUAAAUGAUAAGGCAAAAUAGCAUGUAAUGCGUUUAUAAAUAUAAUUCAGCAUUUCUGUUAAUUGACGAUAGCAAAGCUGCAAUUAAAUACUAGUUCUAAAAUUUGCGAUAUGACAACUUCACGUGUUAACGUUUUUUUAACAUUGCCAUAUAAGCGGGAGGUUUGGCUAGCCAUAAAACCGAGUUUAAACCAAUCAUUUUUUUCUUAGAUUGUCCUGUAGCAAGUCAGGAAUAUGGCAGUUGUUAUCAGACAGCUCGUUUCUUUGGAUGUUAGCAUUUGCUUUUUUGUGGUUCAGUGUUUCUGUUGUUCCAUUGUUUUCCUCUUAUAGUUGAUGUGUUUUCCCCGUUUUUAGUUUGUUACCCUGAUUUGAGUUUGCUUACACAUCAGUCCACCACACAGAAAACUUAAGAUUAAGAAACACGAACCAACCUUGAAGUCAACAAGAAAUCAUAUAUCAAUGAGGAUCAACAGCUAUUGCUGUAUUAGUGGCAAGCGUUAUUAUUCUUCCUUUGUUAUCAUAAUAGCAGACAUGUGGGGUUAGUUUUUCAUGUUUUACAGAACAUUCAAUUUUGUAAAACGGAAUGCUGUUAGUUGCUUUUCACAGAUAUGUAUUCUUUAUGUCUAGAGUGUAUACUAACCUUGUUUGUCAAUGAAAAUGCUCUAUUUUCUUUGGAGUCCUGUCAUUACCGUUAAUGACUUCUUCUAUAUGGUGUUGUAAAAUGCAUUUAGAAAGUAUUACAAUAGGAUGUAUGUGUAUUUGUAUAUUGUUCUGUAUUUGUGUUCAAUUUUCGAUUGAUACAUUGUGUACUUACAUCAUAUCUAGGUGUAAUACCACCAUUAUUUCCCCCUAUUAGUCUUUGUUAUAUUUGCAAUUUUCAAAAAAUUGAGCAGAAUUUAUCUUUGUUUCAAAUAAAGAACUACUCGGUAUGAGUAAAGUUUUAUCCUGUCCAGUACUACAGACAACAUUUCACAUAACAUUUUAUCGCAUAGAAGAUGAUAACCAUCACUUGAAGUAAACCAAUCAAAUGUCCACCUCUUUAUUUCCUGUUUACAAGCUUUAGUAACCAUGUAACCUCAAUAUUCCAAAAUAUUUUAUAUAAACACCGAAUAAAAAAAGAGUGGUGCUCUGAACCAAACAAGAUAUAUGUUUAGGACUCAGAAAUUUUUUACUGCAAUGAAAUGUAGGAUUAAUUUCAUACAGCUGUCAAAUUCAGGGGAAUAUUUUUUUCGACGCUUUUUCGUAAACAACCGGAUGUGAAGUACUAUUAGUUGGUGGUAUUACACCUGUAUGGUGAGAUUUUUGAUAAAUUUGCAUAUAAAAAGCAACUGCUGUAUAUUUUUUUUUUAAUAUGUCUACUUUGUACAUUUAUUUACUCUUUGUAAUUAUAAAUCAAUUAUUCAUUUUUUUUGUUUUAUAUACCAAACCCCUUAACACCAUAGUCAGGUGUUGAUGUAUAGGGAUUGUAAAAGUCUGACUACUAAAAAAAAAAAAAAAAAACUCUCUCUCAAAAAAAAAAUAAAAAUUAUAAAUUUGGAUCGAUUUUGUUUGUAAUUAUAAUAAAUUGUGCUUACUGAUA
Mytilus californianus (California mussel) is the source of this 6691-nucleotide messenger RNA. RefSeq lists its product as uncharacterized. The record is from RefSeq and is a predicted model, not a curated record. The transcript is spliced from 8 exons. Lineage: Eukaryota; Metazoa; Mollusca; Bivalvia; Mytilida; Mytilidae. Bases 2125 to 3195 code for a protein of 356 amino acids.